UCAAAGGACGCUACCGCAAGUUAUGCUUUUAUUUAUUUUUUAUUUUUUAAAAAUAAAAAUAAAAAUCAUCCAACCAAAGAAGUUGUCACAAACAUUUACACUUGCGUGAAUUCCCAGUUUGAUGCAGGUUAAUUAUUGUUUUCUAGAGAAAGACAUAUAAUAAGAAGGGAAAUUGUUAAAUACAGUUUAUCGAAAAUUGGGAACUGCAUUAGAAUUCAGAACGAGGAAAUGGGAUCUGAAGGGCUAAAGGCCGUAACAGUUCAUGUAACUGGGUUUAAGAAGUUUCAAGGAGUUCCUAUAAAUCCUACAGAAGCUAUUGUUAGUAAUCUGAAGGAUUAUGUUGAAAGGAAAGGUCUUCCAGCUGGUGUUACUCUUGGAAGCUGCACUGUGCUUGAUGUGGCUGGUGAUGGUGCACUUCCUCAGUUAUAUCAGACCAUGGAAUCUGUUGUUUCUAAAACAGAUUCAAAGAGCAAUGAAAAUGUUGUGUGGCUUCACUUAGGAGUGAAUAGUGGAGCUGUAAGGUUUGCCGUUGAACGGUUGGCAGCAAAUGAAGCCACUUUCCGCUGUCCAGAUGAAUUAGGAUGGCAACCACAGCAAGUUCCAAUAGUCCUUGAAGAUGGAGGAAUUUCUCGAACAAGAGAGACUUCUCUAUCCGUCGAUGCAAUUUUGAAAUUCUUGAAGAAGGGAAGAGAGUAUGAUGUAACGAUAUCAAAUGAUGCUGGACGAUUUGUUUGCAAUUAUGUGUAUUACCACUCUCUCCGGUUCGCAGAACAGAAGGGUAACAAGUCUCUCUUUGUCCAUGUUCCUUUAUUUUCGAGAAUCGAUGAAGAAACUCAGAUGGGAUUUACAGCCUCUCUUUUGGAGGCCAUUGCUUCUGCAUGUUAAUGCAAUUGAUUGAAAAUGUUCACAAGGACUGUCAUGUCCACUUAUUAUCUUGUUGUGCAUGAUGUAAAUCAUUUGUCUCAAAUAGAAAUGCAAUUGUAAAACAUUAUUGAGUGAACAACAAAGUUGUUCUUUGUUUAUUUUUUUUUCUUUGACAAGUUGUUGAUGUAUAAUUCAUGGAUGUCUGCUCUUGGACUUUACACAGAUAUGCUGGUGAUGGAUGAAUUUUUUUUUUUUUUUAAA
Molecule: messenger RNA, 1125 nt
Organism: Cicer arietinum (chickpea)
Lineage: Eukaryota; Viridiplantae; Streptophyta; Magnoliopsida; Fabales; Fabaceae
Biological process (GO): proteolysis
Cellular component (GO): cytosol
Molecular function (GO): pyroglutamyl-peptidase activity
Source: RefSeq, a predicted model, not a curated record